AUUAGGUGCCGAAAUCGUUUUUUUUUUUCCUCCUCCAUAAAAGAAAUUUUGCUAACUUUCUCGGAAGCCUGAGAUUCGGAUCCCCCUCGGAAUCGGAGACUUCCUCUCCGAUCAGGCAUUGCUUGUAUAUAUAAAUGUAUGUGUGUGUGUGUAUAUACAUUUUUUCAAAAGCAAAGAGCCAAGUAUCGCACAUUAAAAAAGGAAAUGGAAUGUUGUCCGACGAUGGAUCUGCUGCGGUCGGAGCCGAUGCAAUUGGUGCAAUUGAUUAUCCCUAUGGAAUCGGCUCAUCGUUCGAUUACCAACCUCGGCGACCUUGGUCUUUUCCAAUUCAAAGAUCUCAAUGCAGAAAAGAGCCCAUUUCAGAGGACAUAUGCUAGUCAGAUAAAAAGAUGUGGAGAAAUGGCUCGCAAGCUACGUUUCUUCAGGGAGCAAAUGGUUAAGGCUGGGUUGUCAUCCUCGAUGUGGUCUAUUAGAAGCAGCGACAUUGAUCUGGAUCACUUGGAGGUCAAACUUGGGGAACUUGAAGCUGAGCUGUUAGAAAUUAAUGCUAACAAUGAAAAGUUACAACGCACGUAUAAUGAGCUAUUAGAAUAUAAGCUUGUUUUGCGGAAGGCUGGUGAAUUCUUCUGUUCAGCUCAAAACAGUGCUGCAGCUCAACAGAGAGAAUUUGAAGUGCAGCAUUCUGGUGAAAGAUCCAUUGAUAGCCCGCUAUUACUGGAACAAGAAAUGGUUACAGAUCCCUUAAAGCAAGUUAAACUUGGGUUUGUUAGUGGUCUUGUUCCAAGGGAGAAAUCAAUGGCCUUUGAAAGGAUUAUGUUUCGUGCGACCAGGGGUAAUGUGUUUUUGAAGCAAGCUGUGGUAAAUGACGCUGUUGUUGAUCCUGUGUCAGGAGAGAAGGUUGAGAAAAAUGUGUUUGUCAUCUUCUUUUCUGGAGAAAGAGCUAAGAACAAAAUCCUGAAGAUUUGUGACAGUUUUGGAGCAAACCGUUACCCUUUUACGGAUGACUUAGGAAACCAAUUCCAGAUGAUUACAGAGGUUUCUGGAAAACUUUCAGAGCUCAAGACUACCAUAGAUGCCGGACUCCUGCACCAGAGCAAUUUAUUACUGACAAUUGGCUAUGAAUAUGAGCAGUGGAAGCUUCUGGUGAAGCAGCAAAAAUCCAUUUACAAUACUCUAAACAUGCUCAGUUUUGAUGUGACCAAGAAGUGCCUUGUUUCAGAAGGUUGGUGUCCUGUUUUUGCAUCAAAUCAGAUCCAAAAUGCAUUGCAACGGGCGACCUGUGACAGCAGCUCUCAAGUUGGGGCUAUAUUCCAAGUUUUGCAAACGAAGGAAUCACCGCCUACCUACUUCCGCACAAACAAAUUCACUUCUGCUUUUCAAGAAAUUGUAGAUGCUUAUGGGGUUGCUAAGUAUCAAGAAGCAAAUCCUGGUGUUUACACUCUUAUCACAUUCCCUUUCCUUUUUGCUGUCAUGUUUGGUGAUUGGGGCCAUGGUAUCUGUUUAUUGCUGGCAACACUUUAUUUUAUCAUGAGGGAAAAGAAAUUUUCCAGUCAGAAACUUGGUGACAUUAUAGAAAUGACAUUUAGUGGUCGUUAUGUUAUCUUGAUGAUGGCAAUCUUCUCAAUGUACACUGGACUGAUAUAUAACGAAUUCUUUUCGGUCCCAUUUGAAUUAUUUGGGCCGUCAGCUUAUGGAUGUCGUGACCCUUCCUGCAGGGAUGCUACUACAAUCGGUUUGAUUAAGGUUCGUGACACCUACCCAUUUGGAGUAGACCCUAAAUGGCAUGGUACCCGAAGCGAGUUACCGUUUCUUAACUCAUUGAAGAUGAAAAUGUCUAUCUUACUUGGUGUAGUUCAGAUGAACCUUGGAAUUAUAUUGAGUUACUUUAAUGCAAAAUUCUUCAAUGAUAAUUUAAAUAUCUGGUACCAAUUUGUUCCCCAGAUGAUAUUUUUGAACAGCUUGUUCGGCUACCUUUCACUCCUCAUAAUUGUAAAAUGGUGUACCGGUUCACAAGCUGAUUUAUAUCAUGUAAUGAUAUAUAUGUUCCUGAGUCCUACUGAUGAUUUAGCUGAAAAUCAGCUUUUCAUUGGUCAAAAAUUCCUACAGAUUUUGUUACUGUUAUCGGCUCUUAUUGCUGUGCCAUGGAUGAUGUUUCCAAAGCCUUUUCUCUUGAAGAAGCAACAUGAUGAAAGGCAUCAAGGUCAAUUGUACACAAUGCUUCAUAGCGCUGACGACCCUCUAGAAGAACAACUCCAGCUUGAUUCCCAUAGUCAUGAGGAAUUUGAGUUCAGUGAGGUCUUUGUACACCAACUGAUUCAUACAAUAGAAUUUGUUCUUGGUGCAGUGUCCAACACGGCUUCAUAUCUGCGCCUGUGGGCCCUCAGUCUAGCUCACUCGGAGUUGUCAAGUGUAUUUUAUGACAAGGUUCUACUUCUAGCUUGGGGGUUCAACAAUGUCAUUAUUCUAAUUAUUGGCAUAGUUGUUUUCGUAUUUGCAACUGUUGGUGUUCUACUGGUGAUGGAAACACUUAGUGCAUUUCUACAUGCCUUGAGGCUUCACUGGGUGGAGUUUCAGAACAAGUUCUACGUGGGAAAUGGUUACAAGUUUAGCCCCUUUUCAUUCACAAUAGUUAGCGAAGACGAUGAAUGAUACAAAUUAUGAAGCUUGUUUCUAGGAUCAAAGACAGAUUUAAUGUUAAAUUAGCUGCAACUACCAAGCAGCAGAGAACUAGCUGCGAUUAUAGAAAACCGGUCAAUUCCUCACUUGAGCUGGAGCCUGGAGGCUUUAGAAAGGUGAUAUAGCAACACCAGUAAGCUCAUUAGUAUCACACUCCUAUUAGAUGAAGUUUGUGGUUCAAAGUUCAAAUAUGAAAAAGAGCCCUUUCAACAUGCUGCAAAACUUAUUUGAAAUUUAGACAGCCAUGAGUUGACAAGUGACUUUCCAAAAUUUCUGUUUGAUACUUGUAUUCUUAUAUUCUUUUUAGGAUUAUUUGGGUGAUUUGUUUUAUAUGAUAAAUUUGUUGUUUCGU
This is a messenger RNA of Morus notabilis, 3028 nucleotides long. Its product is annotated as V-type proton ATPase subunit a3. Gene Ontology annotation, molecular function: proton-transporting ATPase activity, rotational mechanism; ATPase binding. Gene Ontology annotation, biological process: proton transmembrane transport; vacuolar acidification. The record is from RefSeq and is a predicted model, not a curated record. Lineage: Eukaryota; Viridiplantae; Streptophyta; Magnoliopsida; Rosales; Moraceae. Bases 139 to 2649 code for a protein of 836 amino acids. Gene Ontology annotation, cellular component: vacuolar proton-transporting V-type ATPase complex; vacuolar proton-transporting V-type ATPase, V0 domain. The transcript is spliced from 18 exons.